AACGCAGAUGGGCGGGGCUUUUCCUUCACAGGCCGCGGGCGCAUGCGCAGUGCCUCCGAGCCAGGCAGGCCGCCUCGCCUUCCUGUUCCUCCGCUGCCAUCAUGUCGGAGAGGCUGGCGAAGCCAACGUGUCUCCUUGUGGCCAGCGCGGCCUCCGCAGGCGUAUCUGCUGAUUCCUUCAAUCAGUCUUUUACACUGGCAAGUGCUGCUUUUAACCUGCAAGUUGCUACUCCAGGGGGAAAGUCAAUUGAUUUCACUGGGGUUAAUGAGGCAAACAUGCGCUGGAUCCAGGACUUUCGAAUGAAACCAUAUGCAAAUCCUGCCAAAUUGGAAUCAACUGAUGGUGCCAGAUACCAUGCUUUAUUAAUUCCUGACUGCCCUGGUGCUAUGACAGAUCUGGCAAACAGUGGCUACUUGGCUAGAAUACUACAGCAUUUCAGCUCUGAGAACAAACCCAUUUGUGCUGUUGGACAUGGAGUUGCUGCCUUAUGCUGUGCUACGAAUGAGGACAAAUCCUGGGUAUUUCAAGAAUACAGCUUAACAGGGCCUUCUGUGUAUGAACUAAUACGGCGGCCUAAUUUUGCUGGUUUGCCCAUCAUUGUUGAAGACUUUGCAAAAGAUUCUGGAGCUACCUUCAGUGCUAGCAAGCCAGAAGCGAUACAUGUAGUGGUGGACAGACAUCUUGUCACAGGACAGAAUGACAAUUCUACUAUUGCAGCAGUCCAGAAUCUUGUUUUUCUAUGCAACGGCAGGUAUACAAGACCAGCUGAGAGGUUCACAGAUGCAGCUCCACCCUUCAGUUAUCAAGUGGCCAUAAGGAUAUACCUGGGGAAAGAGACUUCUUGGCGGGAAAACGAGACCCAAUAUAGGUGUUUGGCGCGAGAGAUUCUUUGCGGAGUCAAUUGAUCACCUUCAGGAGAGAGAUCGUGUGUGGACUUCGUAACCCCAGUUCCUUGCUUCCCGGAUCAAGCUUCAAGCCUUGCCUUGCCUUGCCGUUUAACCACGGACCCUGCUCCAUGCUUCACGUUUUGCCUUGUUUCCAGUCACGGACCUAGUCAAGAAUCAAGUUUAUUUCCAGCCUUGUUGUCAAGCUUCAUUGGACUCUGAAACUCUGACAUUUCCCCACACUAUUGCUUGGCAAGAGUGUGUGUUUCGGUCAAAUGGAUUAAAACUUUGAACUCUAAUAUCAUUUAUUGGACAAUACAUCUUUGGACUAUAUUUGACCUCUUUUGAAAGGUCUGUUUCUGAACUAUAUUCUUCACUUAUUUUUAUUGCUUUUAUAUAUUUCUUUAAUAAAGAUAUUAGAUAGAGACUGGCCUCCGUGUAAGGUUAUUGGUGCCCAGCAGCCAGGGUUCUGACAGUUUGACUCCGCCAACUAAGCACCAAACAACCUAAGGCCAGAAUGUCUACAGGAGCCGGAGCGGACGCCCCAGCUCAACCACCCAGCUAUACCAUUUCCCAAGAUGAAUUCAAUCGGAUCCGGGACACACUCCGGACGCAGGAGGGAGAAAUACGGGGCUUGAAGGAACGUGGAGCCCGCCUCCCUGCCUUAGCGCUACCAACCAAGUUUUCUGGAGAAGCCUCCAAGGUUCAUGUUUUCCGUCGACAGUGCCAGGCGUGCUUAGAAGCCCGCCAAGCCGAGUUUCCCCAAGAAGAUGUCAAGGUGGCGUGGAUCUUCAGUCUCCUAGAUGGGCCUGCGGCCACUUGGGCGACGGCAUUAUACGAUGCGGGUUCCACGCAUCUAAACACCGCGCAACAAUUCUUGAACCACCUUAGGAAAACCUGGGGGAUCGAGGACGACGAGGAGGCGGCCGGCCAUAAACUCCGACGCCUCUUCCAAGGGGACAGACCGUUGUCCCGGUAUAUAACCGAGUUCCGGGUGCUAGCUCAGAACACCGGCUGGAACGACAUAGCCCUCAGAGGACAGUUUCGCAAGGGCCUCAACAUCGAGAUGCAGGAAGAAAUCUCUAAGAUGGACCCCCCAGGGACUCUUGAAAGACUCAUCAACCAGUGUUUACGGGCUGAAGUCCUGCUUGCCAACAAAAAACAGUGGCUCCGAGGCCAGAGUGGAAGGGCCGGAGUAAAACCCCCCACUUCUACCAGUGUCCAGCCACGUCCAGUAUGGAGAUCCCCACCGCCAGCCCCUAGCCCCAUGGGAAGCGAGGAGGAACCGAUGCAGUUGGGCAAUGUGCGCCCCAGGCUGGAUGUAGCGGAAAAGGCCCGUCGCCAACGCUUGAAUCUGUGUUGGUACUGCGGUAAUGGGGGCCACUUCGCCAGGGAGUGUCCAGCAAAGAAGAAGCCCGCCGCCCGUCUGGCGGCGGCGUCCUCCGCGGAGGCGGAGGCAACCGAGGCGGCUGGAACAAAGCCGGCGGGGGAAGCCAGCGACCGUAGAAGGGCUCGCCAACCCGGUCAAAAACUCCACUCAAGAGCCACAAACGGGGGUCCUAUUUCUCCUGGUGAUCACACUGUGGUCAGCAAAAAAGGGACCCGUCAUGAUCCAUGCCAUGAUAGACUCAGGGGCAAACUGAGCGCAUCAAUGCCACUUUGGAACAAUACCUUCGCUGUUAUGUAAACUACCAACAGGACAAUUGGGCUUCCCUAUUACCUCUGUCAGAGUUUGCAUACAACAAUGGUGUCCAGACUUCAAACACUGGCCAAAAUACCCAAAGGACACCUGAUCCUGUCUGAUUUUGGAAACUAAGCAGGGUUCGUUCUGGUUAGUAUUUGGAUGGAACAUAUUCAACAAAUACCAGGUUCUGUGGGCUGAAAUACUAACGAGAACUAAUCCUGAGUAUCCUCUGAGUAUUCUUUGCCAAAGAAAAGCCAAUGAAAAUGAUAGGAUCACCAUAAGUCAACAGGUGACUUUAAAAAACAUAUACACUCGAUAAACACUGUGGCUCUUUGUGUGUGUGAGUUGGGAUCUGAGAUUCUUAUGGGAGGAAAUGAAACAUUACAAAGAAUUAUUUAAAAGAAAAAAGCAGAAAAAAUCCAAGCAUAAAGUAAUUUGACACUGGUGUCUACAAUGGAGGAAGGAGUUUGGAAGGAUACAUUGAAAUGGCAGCGAUGAAAGUGCUGGAGCAAACAAUGGGGUUAUUCAAGGCCUUGGAGGGGCAAUCUGGAAUUAGCGUGCCCAAGGCAUUCUAGUAGCACCCUUCCAUUAACCUAGAUCUACUUUAUACUAACAAUUUUCCCAGGAAGAUUGGAGAAAUAAGUAAACCCGCCAAAGAAAGGACAACAGAGAGUCUUGUUGAACAUUAUGUUCUAAUACAUUGAUGAUGUUACAAGUUUUAGUUCAUUUCAUUUGCUUCCCUCCCAAGACUAAUAGUUUCAGACAGGAGAAUGGAAGCAUUUUAUUGGGAACAUAAGAAAAGGGCACCCCACCCCCAUUAAUAGUCUCUUCCCCUGCACAGCUGGAGUUUUUAAAGGAUAAGCUACCAAACUAUGUACUUAAUGUCAUAUAUCCUUUGGCAAUGAGGAGCUCUACCUAAGCAAUACUAUCACAUGUACAGGGAAACAGGUACUUCUGAAUAUAAUCAUCCCCUACUGUCUGAAUCAUUGCUUUUUUUCUGAAGCAGUCUGUUGGUAUUUCUGCUUAUUCAGAUAAUCUUUGCAAUCUAGUGUGUGGCCAUCUGCGUUGCCAUUGCAUCACUGUCCAACAGUGCAUUGGUUGAUUAUUCCUAGCAGCUAGGAGUAAUGUUGAUACACAAACAUUUUCUGCUAGCCCAUGCUAUGCAGAGAAGGGACUCUACUCUUAUUUGGGACCCAGACAGCCCUGACGCUAGCUAUUGCUUCCUCAGUGGUAAAUGCCAUUGGCAGCAAUACUGUUGACUGCCACAUGUGUCUCAGUGUAGGUGGUGGUCUAGGAAAUGGAACAGCAACAAGGUAAAAUUGUCACAAUUACAGUGGCGACAGUGAGGCUCUUCUUCUCUUCUAUCCUCUAUGACUGCUGUAUGCCUUUACAAAAAGAGUCCUGUGAUGGUUUAAUGCUGAAAAUUGUACCAGCAUGAGGCAUCGGGAAGAUUCCAGACACUGUUUGACAUGAGAAUUCAUUCCAAGUAAAUACACUUGGGAGGCUGGAACUUCUACCUGCAGUUCUAAGCAGAUUUACCAGCAAAUAAGCCCCACAGAAAUUAAUAGCCAGGCCUUGAGUUGAAGUGCUAAAAUUCUGAUGCUCUUGCUCUGCAUGCAGCUUAGUACAGCACACCUCAUUUCAGCUGAAACAUAUAAGUCUGGGUUGUGUUGGUCAAUUUGUGCAGUCUGGACGUUAGGCGGUGGCUCUGCCAUCUGCCCAGGCAAGUAGUUAUGGGUGGAGGUGGGAAUGAAGGGACAGCCUGCACAACCAACAUGUUCUUAAGAGUCCCUAGCAGGAAAGAAAGCAGGACACUGAAAAUCAUUCAUACUUAGAACUCUUAUAUUUGCUGGUUUUGGUUUUCCCUUGGUCAGUUAUACUGCUCCUUUUCUUUGAAUGCCUGAACUGAUGUUUUAAGUUAAUGCAAUGCAAGAAAUUUGGGGAGUCAUUUUUUUUUUUUAGUGGGGAGGCAAUUUGCUAUACUCCUGCUUCUGCCUAAGAGCUGGUCUAAAACAAAAUCUAUCCACCACCUUUCAAAUGUGUUAGACUGUAAUUCCUAUUGCCCAUGGGUUGUACUAACUCAGGAUGAUUGGCAUUACAGUCUAGCACAACUGGAAAUUUUCCAGGUCAGAGAAGACUGCUCUAAAGAUAGUCGUUUUUGUUAUUUAAUAAUGCAUAUGAGGUUGUGACAGAAGGUGUGAAGCAUCUAGAAAGCAUCCUUUCUGAUGCUGGGCAGACAUGUGGGAAUGGCUGUGUCCUUUAUGCUGGCCUGGAGGGUAAUGUUACAGCACUAAAACCUUUCUUGGGUUACAUACAGUUUUGGUGUCAAACGAUCUAGCUGCACAGGCUGUAGCAGCUACUGAAUGUUCCAUCAUCCAGUUUGUCUAGUAAAGUGUUUGAAAAUUCACUGAAGGUGGUCUUCCCUUUAGCAGUGGAACCUUUCAGUGGUGAGCAAAAUGACCAUACCCAACAACUUGUCCUUUAUCCAUCAACUUCAGUAGAAUACAAAAGAAAAAUUGUAGCAUCUAUGAAAAUGUGCAAUGUUGUCUUGAUACAAUAUUAGGAAGCAUUGGAUGAAUUUUAAUUAGAGUCUGACUCAGAUCUUUUUUUAUUGGAACAUCCAGAAUCCUCCUGACACUGGGGAAUUGUGGCUGUUGCAGUCCCCAAAUGUAAGUUUUUCAAUGUCUAGUCCAAAACAUGAUUUGAGUAGACAACUGAAGAUACUUGAAAGGGAAGCUUCCAUAAGAUCCCAGUGUCCUAUCUAGUCCAUGGCAUCAGAUGAAUGAAAUGUGACAAACUAGACUGUAUAUUAGCACUUUUUGGCACAGGUGUUCCCCAAAAACAUCUAUGCGAUCUAGCACAUGCAUUUCCUUAUCUACAUAUCUUCCAUUUAGCAUGUUUCAUUGUGUGGCUGGGCACAGGGAGGUAAACACAAACUUAGUUUGCAUUCUGGUUGUAGAAGCAUGUAUCUCUGAAGAAAUCCCAUUGUGGGAGAGGAAAUGAAUUAAUCAUAGGGGAUAAGCAUGCCUUAUGACUAAUGUCUAAUUUGAUCCCGGGUUACAGGUAUGGACAAUAUUCUGGUGAGAGAGAUUGUCCGAGAGAAAUUAAAAUACAAAAAGUUAAUGAAGUAAUUACCAUUGUCAGCACAUUCUACAUUUAAGUACCCUUUGAACUCAUUCUCUAAAAUUUCCUUCCCUGUAUGUCCUACAAACAUCAUAUUGAGGCCCAGAAGCAGAUGAAUUGCCUCCCUCCAUUCCAAUUGUCACUGCUGUGCCUCGGAGGAAGAGAAGAGGCAGUACCUGCUGGACUUAAUCCCACCUCACUCCUCGCCACCCUUUUUUCCUUGUGUGUUUUGUUUUAUUUAGAUUGUAAACCUUUGGCCAGGAGACUGUCAAACUAACAAUUUGUAAGCUGUUCUGAGAGCCUUCAUGGUUAAAGAACUGGUAUAAUAAAUACUCUAAAUAAACACACACGCACAUAGCAAAACUCUGGAUGCAUUUACAGUUUACGAAUGCUUAAAGUUUAAUACCUGUGUCAAUCUUUAAGGUACUAUAGGACUCUUUUACAACCAUAGCCUUUGUUCAUCCUCCUGGGCACUUCAUCCCUCACUUUUUAAAAAUAAUAUGUACACUUUAAGAGCCAACAUCCAUCUGAUUCAAAAUGAUGAAACCUAAACACUUGGAAUGGAAAGGAUGGUUUAUAAAACAAGCAAACAGAGAGACCCAUGGAGCUGGGCAUUGUUUCCCUGUUAAAAGGCUUUAGAGAACAUGAGCCAACCAGUAGGGACAGUAGCGUUCUCUAAAGCCUUGCUUGCAAAGAGUUUGGUGGUCUGGGUUGUGCUGGUCGUAAUGUGACAGAAAAAGCAGGUGGACAAAUAAGCCUUUUCCGUAAAUAACUCAUUCUUUUCAAGUACUUCCUCCCCAGACAUUCUCCAGAGCUUGCCAAGAAGAUAAUGGAUUCCCCUCCAAUGUCCUUUCAUUUUGCUUCAGAACAGAACCUAGUAAGCAGAGAAGCUGCUUUAUUUAUUCAUGGUCCACAUUAACAUUUAUUCAGCUGGCAGCUGGGCACUGCAUGAGGCCGUAACCUGAUAGCCACCUGCUGUACCUGUAAGCCAAGAGAUCUUUCGGCAAGUGCAGUUGGCAGGUCUUUGAGAAUAUGGGGCUUAGCACAUGAGAUGCCUGUGUUUGAGUUGCCAGAGGCAAUGAGAAGUCAGUACCCGAUUGACCCCGCAGGGAGAAAAAAAGAACAUUUGUGGCAUGCAAAGGGCAACUCAUUCAUUCAUGGAAGUAGGAUGAAGGGUCAUUCAUUGAAUCAGGUUACUACUAUGGGAACAGAAAAUGAAGAGAUUUUCCCCCAAUUAUUAUCUUAUUUCCAAUAAAAAUUCUGCCCCAAUGAAAAUUUUCUUUAGUUCCAAAAUGUCUAGCAAAACAUUGAAAAUAGUUUGUACCUACAACUCUUGUAUUUGCUGCGUUUGUAAACUCUACUUGCCCCCCUUUUUGGAUGCCAAUACUGUAUUUCUCAAUGCUAAAUUGCACUUUUGGGUUACUGUAGUGUAUGGAAAUUGAAGGAAAAUUUCAUUGGAGAGCAGAAUGAUUUAUUGGGUGUCAAUGUCCUUGUUUUACUCCCCUUUACAUACUUGAAUGCUCAAUAAACAGGCAUGCCAUUAAGGUCGCACAUCUGUGUGUUCAUGGCAGAGGUGAGAUUUGACCAACAACUGGGAGUCAGAAAUACAUGCCAAUGUAUUACAAACAUUUGAGUCACAGCUGAAACUGUUUGCCACUCCAGUUAUGCAGCCCUAAAAACUGUGUGAGCCAGAGUGCAAUCUACUAAUGUAGAAGGUAAAAUAUAUAAUCUAACACAGAUAAAAUAAAUGCAGGUUGAGUUUCUCUUUUCUGAAAUAUCUGGGACAAGCAGUGUUUUCAAUUUUAGAUUUUUUCUGGAUUUUGGAAUACUACAAGCAGUUCCUGAGACACAAACAUCCAACUUAUAUACAACUCCCUAGUUACAAACGGGGUGAACAACAGGGAGUUAUUGCCAAGGAAAGGCAAUUCACUCCUGGAAGAGUUAUCAUGGGGAAAAGUUGUCUCCACUAAGGCUUCAUCACCAAUCCUUGUUUUCAAACAACCAAUUUUUAAAAAAAAUCCAAUUAUCACAGGGCCAAAAAAUGAGGUGAAAUCUUCAGAACAGCAGCACAGGCAGCGAAACAAAUGUUCCAGGGGUGUUAAUCCUUCUGUGUUCUAUCCAAAAUAAAAAGUGAAAUAAAACUUGGCUGGAGUUGCACUUAAAAAUGAACCUCUUCUGAGUUACAUACAUAUUCAGCUUAAGAAUAAGCAGAACCUAUUUUGUUUGUAAUCUGGGAUCUGCCUGUACCUAAUGAAAUAAUGUAGAAAUGGGAUCCAAGUUUAAACACAAAACUCAUUUAUGUUUUGUAUAUCGCUUAUGUGUAAAAAUAGCAUUAAAUCAAUGCCUCAAUUCAUUUCACAUAUUCUUGUGUGUCUCUCUAGCCCCUUUCCACUCUCAGGAAAGACUACUAGGUGCUUGCUCUGGCGUUGUGAUUUUGUGUGUGUGCCAGGAGCGACUUGAGAAACUGCAAGUUGCUUCUGGUGUGAGAGAAUUGGCCAUCUGCAAGGACAUUGCCAGGGGACACCUGCAUGUUUUGAUGUUUCUACCAUCUUUUUGGGAGGCUUCUUUCAUGUCCCCACAUGAAAGAAGGAGCUCAUCCGCGGUCUCUCCAGGUUGGCUUCCAACUGGCAACCUUCAGAUCAGCAACCCAACCUUCAAGUCAUCAGUCCGGCCAGCAUAAGGGUUUAACCCACUGCUUCACCAGGGGCUCCAAUACCUGGUGAAUGAACAAGCAGGAGAGCCACUGACACCACCUCAUAUGCAAAAGCGUGUGUCUGGCAGCAAAAAAGUUUCAGGUAUGAGGGAUUUCAAGUAGCGGAUUUCUAGAUAAGGGAGGUUCAAUCUACAGUUACUGGUUGUACAACCAAUAUGUCAGAUUACUCUUUUCCUUUAAUUUAGUACUUGAAUGUCGGCUUCAUUAUUAUUAUAAUACUUCAGACAAUUUACUCCACAUUGUGUUUAACUUCAUAAUAAUAGGGCAAAGAUGUUGCAUUCUCCUUUCAAAGAUGAUGAGAUAUGCCCAGGGAUGUGAUUCUCUGCUUAUAUUGUUCUUGGAAGCAAGACUGAAUAAAGGUAGCCCUCAUGGUGGUUAGGAGCAGAGGAUUCCCUCGAAAGUUAAAAAAACACAAUUAUAAAUAAAAAUCAUGAACAUUUUUUAAUCUGAGAGAACACCUGUCUGUGCACUUCUGGGUCCUCUAGUAUAUUCUAUGGUUGGAAACUGACCCUUGAAUUGACCUUUAUAUACCACAUUUAUAUACAGAACUCACUGAUAACAUUAUACAACUUGAUGUGAAAUAACUGCAAGAAGAAAAGACUGAGCCUGAGAGAUCUUCAUACCCCUAGAACAGAGGGACUCAAAACUUUUGCCAGACACACAAACCUUGCCCCAUGGCCCUUCUCAUGUUGCCUGAAAUAUGUGCAGUACUAAGAGAAGCACUCUUCACACUGGAGUUUGUACAUCAUACAUCUGGCAGUCAACAACAACUUCCUUUGAAACAUCAACAGAGACGUCUCACUAUGCAGUCAAGUUAUUUCUUGCUCCCCUACUACUAAAAAUGGAUCCAAUAAUCUAUAUUUAGUCAAAUUUUAUUAAACUCACUUGAUGGGAACUUACCAUAUAAAUCUUUUGCACUCAUUUUGGCAGAUCCAUCUGCUUUGCCCAUGCUGCCACUGCAAAAGAAGAAAGCAACAUUGAAGAAAGGAUUUUUCUUAACUACAUAUAGCUUUAGCUAGUGUGUCUUCUCUGAAUGAAUGCCUGGAGGAGGUAAUGGGCUGGAUGAAGAAAACAAACUGAAACUGAAUCCAAACAAGACCGAGUUGCUUGCCACCAAGGAUCCUAACCUAGGGAGGGAGGUGUGUCAACCAGUCCUGGAUGGGGUUGCACUCCCUCUGAAAGACUGUGUUCGCAGCUUGGGGGUGCUCCUGGAUCCGGCUCUCCAAAUGUCAGCCCAGAUAGAUGCAAUGGACAGAAGUGCAGCAAAAUGAGGUCUCUGCACCCACCCAAGUCAAGAGGAACAGUAGCUAUCCUUGUUAUUUUGGUCUGCAAAUCCUGAUCACAAAAAGAGUCUUUUUAUCAUAAAUUUAACUAUGUUUGCCAGUAAUUUAUAUCCUUUGUAACAGCAACACUAGUAGCCUUAAGGAGAAUUUAUUGACUAUUUGGACACCACAAGCCUUUUGUUUCCCAUUCAGAUUAAAUGAUUAUCUAGCUAUUUGAAACUAACAUCAAAGGGGCAUUAAAGGAAAACUAUUUCUUCAGAGGUUGACUAGAGUGACAUUUCAGUUUGGCUUAAACAUGGCUCAUGGGAUGCCUUUCACCAAAACUGAAGUAAAUAACUUAUCUUUGGAAUUACAGAUGACACAGUACUAUAAAACUUUCCUAGUAACAUGUCAGUGCUUCUCCUGAUGUUAAUGUUUAUUUAACAUUUAAGUAUCUUACUUUGCAGAACCAGGAUGGCUGCUCGUAGACCCUUUGUGGCUCAUCCUGCUUUCUAGACAUUCACCUGAAAGAGGAGGGAGAGGACAGAUAUUAGCCGAGAAACCACAAUACUUUAAUUUUACUCAUGUAUUUACUCACCACUUCAUCAUUAUACUUCAUCAAAAAAGAUAAUCCCUUCAAGUGGAGAACAUAUAUGAUCCAGCAGGUAUGACUGAUCCAUAGAGACCCUUGCUCACCUGACAAGCUCUUUUUGAAAAAUGGAAAUAUUGAUGACUAGGGUAGGAUUUGGAAAACCUAUUUCUGAGGUCUAUAUCACUCCAAACCACGCAGGUAGUCUGAAUACACUGGCUAUGGAAUUUUUUUAAUCCCCCAAAAUAUGAUUUCCAGCUUUUGAUAAAGGGUUAGCAUUGAUGCCAUACUGGAUCGCAAUUUGGGACUGGAAGUACAAGAGAAUUACUUGGAUUCACUGUAUAUACUUAUAUAAAAGUCUAGAAAUUUUAGUCAAAACAAUGACCCACACAACCUGCAUUGACUAUUUGAAAUUACCCUCAGAUUGAUUUUAAGGUGUAUAUUAAGUAUCGAUUAAUUUUGUGUUUAGAUUUGGGUCUCCUUCAAGGUAUUUCAUUAUGGACAUGCAAAAUCUGCAAAAAACAAUCUGAAAUACAAAACACUUCUAUUUCCACACAUUUUAUAUAAGGGGCACUCAACCUGUAAUAGUGUUAUUUUAAGCCCAGAUAUGUAGGUGUUCCAGUUCAAGGGCAGCUUCAGAUGUUUUAGCUCUUGAGGACAAGAAUGCCAUGAUGGGAUGAGAACAGCAUAGCUUGAACCACUCCAAAUUGUUGAUGCAAAUGAGAUAUUGAUCUCAACUGCAGGGCAGUGCAUACACAUUUGCUGGGACUCUCCAGUUUAUGGUGCAAAUUUGAUGCAGGUUGUUCUCAAAGUAAACAACUUGGAAGCCAAGAUUUCAAAGGCACCCUGCCUGCUACUACAGUGUCCACAAUCAAUUAUGCAUGUGAAUAACAGCGUAUGGGCACACUUUUCCUUCCUCUCCCUAGGUCAGCUGUCUCAGGUUUUUUUCUAGAACAGCUACACACCUUGCUGAGAAUGCAAAUGCAUGCAAUUUUUUAUCAUGUCUGCAACCCUUUUACCAAUAGCAAUGAUAAAAUGCAGUGAUGUUUUCAAAGAAGGGGAUCUGAUUGGCACGCUUGGAGAAAAAGAACAGUCCUAAGUAGUGCUAAAUUCAGGAGUUAUUAUUUUAAAAUAUAUACUUGAUGCAUUUUAAGUUUUGAAUAUAUGUUUAUGACUGACAGUUUUACAAAUAGCUCUAUCAUAAAGAGACAUUUAGUAAAGCAAUAAUAGAAGUAUAAUCAGCAACAAGUAGCUUGGAAGAAAAUACAUUUACAUUGCAAUACCAUAAAUCAGUCCAAGACCUGAACUGUCUUCUUCAGGGAAGAAAAAUGCUAAUGAGUCUCCAGACUGAACAAUCCUUCUUUUUGAGUUGAUAUAUGACUGCCUCCUAUGACAGACCUAUUUCUGCCUUGGGUUUUGCCACUCGUAUCUAUUCACAGAUGAUUUUGAAAUAAUGCUUCAAAAUUCAGCAGAACCUGCUUAACCAGACGGGAGAGUGAUACACAUGGGGAAGGGGGAACAAAGGUAUACACCCUGGUGAAAUGAAAUGACCCAUCCACCCACACACAGACUUCUCCAGCCCAACUGAUCAGAGAAGGAGGGACACGGAGUUCCUUUGACAAUUAAUAGUACAAUCAAAGAUCACCAACUACCUGUAACUGUGAGACAACAACACACUAUUUUUAGAUGCUUGCUAAUAAAUUCAGCUUCAAGGAAACUUGCCUUCUCCAUUGAGUGAAACAAAUCAUUUAAUUUUUUUAUUGUUACUGUUAAGGAAUACUAAAAACCAGUAUUUUAAAUCCAAAAAUGUCAGGUUGAGAUUUUUUAAGCAAGGUUUUAUUCUUGUGUGAUUAAAAAUCUUUAUUUACCAAUGGUUGCUAUCAAUUUGGGAACCAAAUGAUAGAAAAAAAUAGACAUGGGACAGAAAAUAAAAACAUCACGACUAUGAUAAUAAAUGAUGUUAUGAGAAUCCAAAAGGAUACAGAACACCACAAGCUGAUAGGCAAUGCAAUGUAACUUAUAUCAAACCUUAUAAUGCAAUACAGAAAAUACAAAAUGACAUAAACCAAUACAUAAGAAACGGUGAGCUGAGAUAAAGGACACAGAGUAACUGAAGCCUGGAUUUUUAAAGAGAGGCCCUGGAUCCUUUCUAAAGAUAAAUCAGAUUACAAAGGAUAGCAGUAACACACCUAUAUUACACAGAAUAAUAUAUAUUCACUGUAGCAAUGUAACACGACCUCUGUUCUUUAGUUUUGAAGUAUUUAUCCCAUCACAAAAUUAAGCAGAACUCUCAGCACAAAUUGUUUUAAAAAUAAACAGACCAACAAGGAAUGCUGGCAGUAUUGAUAUUACAGAACAGAUUUAAUCUGCUGUCUGAUUGGGGAUUUGUUUUUUUUUUAAGGAUGAUAUCUAAAAAUCAAUGUAGCACAUAGAACACUAUGUGUAUACUCAAGAACCUGAAAUAAAUGUUUUCAGCCUUGUG
Messenger RNA from Anolis carolinensis (green anole), 12737 nucleotides. It is a transcript of the gene gatd1, whose product is annotated as glutamine amidotransferase class 1 domain containing 1. The record is from RefSeq and is a predicted model, not a curated record. Gene Ontology annotation, molecular function: glyoxalase III activity. The transcript is spliced from 9 exons. Gene Ontology annotation, cellular component: cytoplasm. The coding region runs from base 102 to 905 and encodes 267 amino acids. NCBI's taxonomy places the organism in Eukaryota, Metazoa, Chordata, Lepidosauria, Squamata, Anolidae.